This is a messenger RNA of Haliotis rubra (blacklip abalone), 658 nucleotides long. RefSeq lists its product as uncharacterized. Lineage: Eukaryota; Metazoa; Mollusca; Gastropoda; Lepetellida; Haliotidae. The coding region runs from base 182 to 532 and encodes 116 amino acids. The record is from RefSeq and is a predicted model, not a curated record. The transcript is spliced from 7 exons.
GAAGUAGAGGUCAUUGUGACACUAUUUGUUUCUGAUAAGAAUACCCAAUCAUCACAAAGAAGGAAGUGAUGUGUCACGCUACCUCGCUGUCAGUAUAAAGGGUAUGGGCUGUGCUCCCCUCAAUUAGACACUUGAAUAUAUACUGGAAUUGGUGUCACUUUCAGUCAGACAUUCCACAAGAAUGGCUGGUACGUUCCGUUUGAACAACCUGGGGCCACGUAGGAUGAUGGUCUUUGAGCCCGGUGAGAGGAGACCUCUGCAGGGUCAGGAAGGAUGCACCAUAGAAGUCAAUGAGUAUCAACCUCAACCUAUGAAGUGGUCGGAAGAUACACACUUCAACAGGUCCUCUCUCAUGGAUUUGAAAGUGAAGGAAGCAUUGCAUGAAUUGCACCUACGAAGAUUAAGGGGACCUGAAGACAAGCGUUCAGGUUUAAGAUACCUGAGGUCGGGUAGAACAGAGUCUCCAACGGAAGUUGGUGUGUUAAAAUGGAUGACAAAGUCGGAGGAUGCCUGUAGUAGAACUCCAGGGUAGACACCGGUUUAGAGUGCCAUUCUCACUGGGUGUCAGGACACUGCCAGACAGAUGUGAUGAAGAUUGCACCAGGAACGUUCUGGAUAAGCGGAUACCGAAGCUGAAGUCUUCACAGAUUGAAGAUCU